This is a messenger RNA of Aspergillus aculeatus ATCC 16872, 2736 nucleotides long. Its product is annotated as COPII subunit SEC24. Lineage: Eukaryota; Fungi; Ascomycota; Eurotiomycetes; Eurotiales; Aspergillaceae. Gene Ontology annotation, biological process: COPII-coated vesicle cargo loading; intracellular protein transport; endoplasmic reticulum to Golgi vesicle-mediated transport. The transcript has 3 exons. Gene Ontology annotation, cellular component: endoplasmic reticulum exit site; COPII vesicle coat. Gene Ontology annotation, molecular function: SNARE binding; zinc ion binding. The record is from RefSeq and is a predicted model, not a curated record. The coding region runs from base 1 to 2736 and encodes 911 amino acids.
AUGGCAGCACCACAAGGGGGUUAUCCGCCCCAAGAAGGGUAUGGUCAGCCUGUCGGUUACGGAACUCCCGAGCAACAACAGCCCGCGGGGCAAGGGCAGGCUGGCGCACGAAAGAAGAGACAAUAUGCAGGCGAAGCCUUUGACUUCGGCUCCGGUGCCAAUGCUGCCUUAGGAGGCCAGUUACCGGGCGGUGGUAGCUAUGGAGCUUACCCGGCGCAAGCACCAGCCGCUGCGGGAUACCAGCAACCGGCCUACGCAGACCCUACUCAGAUGCACGCUGCUGCCCCGGCUUACGGGGCGCCCGCCUCCCCGCCGGUCGCACAGAUGACCCAGCAGUUCGGUGCUAUGGGAGUCACCGAUCCACACUUGAUGCCGCCGCAGCCCGUGGCUCAAGCCCCCCAGGCUCCGCGGGCAGUCCCUCUCAACCAGCUCUAUCCUACCGACCUCCUCACUCAGCCGUUCAAUGUUGCCGAACUUGACUACCCCCCGCCUCCUAUCGUUCUGCCGCCGGGUACCAGCGUUUACCCCUCUCCGUAUGCCAAUUGCCCCCCGAAAUACGUUCGCUCCACGUUGAAUGCUGUUCCUACGACGCACUCGCUCCUGAAGAAGUCCAAGCUGCCUUUUGCGCUCGUCAUCCAGCCAUAUGCAGCGCUGCAUGACUCCGAAGAUCCCAUCCCAGUCAUUCCCGAUCAGGUCAUUUCCCGUUGCCGACGCUGCCGCUCCUAUAUCAAUCCCUUCGUCACAUUCCUCGACCAUGGACACCGCUGGCGUUGUAACAUGUGCAACCUGACUAAUGACGUACCUCAAGCCUUCGAUUGGGAUACUGCUCUUCAGAAGCCUGCGGACCGUUCGCUGAGGGCUGAUCUCAACCAUUCGGUCGUGGAAUUUGUCGCCCCUCAGGAGUACAUGGUUCGCCCUCCUCAGCCGCUAGUCUAUCUGUUCUUGAUCGAUGUCAGCUAUGCUUCAGUUACCAAUGGUCUGCUCGCGACAAGUGCACGGUGCAUCAAGGAAAGUCUCGAUCGGAUCCCGAACGCCGACCGUCGCACCCGACUCGGCUUCAUCGCGGUUGACUCCAGCCUCCACUACUUCAGCAUCCCUCGGGAUGGGUCGGACAACUCGGACCCCAGAAUGCUGGUUGUCAGUGACUUGGACGAGCCUUUCUUGCCCAUUCCGGGUGAUCUUCUAGUGACCUUGAGCGAAUGCCGGGAGAACAUUGAGUCGUUCCUCGACAAGCUGCAGGAGAUGUUCCAGAACACCCAGAGCAACGGCUGUGCCAUGGGCUCCGCUCUGCGCGCUGGUUACAAACUGAUUUCUCCUGUGGGCGGUAAGAUGACCGUGCUUAGUUCUUCUCUGCCUAACAUCGGCCACGGCGCUCUCACCAUGAGAGAAGACAAAAAGGUCCUUGGCACCAGCAAGGAGAAUGCGCUUCUGCAAACAGCAAACAGCUUCUAUAAGAGCUUUGCCGUGGAAUGCUCCAAGGCACAGGUCUCUGUCGACAUGUUCUUGUUCUCCUCUCAAUACCAGGACGUUGCGUCUCUCAGCAACCUGCCUCGGUACACUGGUGGACAGACGUACUUCUAUCCGGGCUGGAACGCCGCUCGCCCAGAAGAUGCGAUCAAGUUCGCCCGCGAGUUCUCCGAAUACCUUUCAUCUGAGAUCGGUCUGGAGGCUGUGCUCCGUGUCCGCGCUACCACCGGCCUCCGCAUGAACACUUUCUACGGAAACUUCUUCAACCGCAGUUCCGAUCUCUGCGCUUUCCCCGCCUUCCCCCGCGAUCAAGCGUAUGUGGUUGAGGUUGCCAUCGAUGAGACAGUCACGAAACCUGUGGUCUGCUUGCAGACCGCCGUCCUUCACACCACUUGCAACGGCGAGAGAAGAAUCCGCGUUUUGACUCUGGCGCUUCCUACCACCCAAAACCUGGCCGACGUCUUCGCCUCGGCGGACCAGCAAGCAGUCGCAACCUACUUCAGCCACAAGGCCGUCGAGCGGGCUCUGGGAAGCGGUCUGGAACCCGCCCGGGACGCCCUCCAGGCCAAGGCCGUGGAGUUGCUCUCUACCUACCGCAAGGAAUUGGCCGGUGGAAGUGUGAGCGGCGGUGGUCUCCAGUUCCCUGCUAACCUGAGAGCACUCCCCGUUCUUUUCCUUGCCAUGAUCAAGAAUCUCGGGCUUCGCAAAUCUGCCCAGAUCCCCACCGAUAUGCGCUCUGCGGCUCUCUGCAUGCUCUCUACGCUUCCCCUUCCUCUCCUCAUCCAAUACAUCUACCCGAAGAUGUAUUCCCUCCACGACAUGCCGGACAACGCUGGGUUGCCCGAUGAGCAGACCGGCGAAAUUGUCCUCCCUCCUCCAGUCAACCUGUCGUCUGAGCGGGUGGUUCCGUAUGGCCUCUACCUCAUCGACGAUGGCCAGACGCAGUUCUUGUGGGUCGGACGCGAUGCGGUGCCUCAGCUGAUCGAGGAUGUGUUUGGGCUGGCAGACCGAUCGCAGCUCCGGGUGGGCAAGCAGAACCUGCCGGACUUGGACAACGAGUUCAACCAGCGGGUGCGUGCGGUGGUCGAGAAGAGCCGGGAUCACCGGUCGAAGGGGGUGGGCAGCAUUGUGGUGCCGCACCUGUAUGUGGUCAAGGAAGACGGCGAACCGGGGCUCCGCUUAUGGGCGCAGACGAUGUUGGUGGAAGACCGUGCGGACCAGAGCGUCAGUCUGGUGCAAUGGAUGGGCUCCUUGCGGGAAAAGGUUUGA